UCACCCGCCCAAAUCCCUCCCUUCCCCUCAUCGUCUUCCCCACGAUACCAGCGCCCAACACCCACCCACCCCUUUCCUUGUGUGUGGCCUACCAUUCUUGGCACCGCCCAACCUCUCCUGGCCUCUCUCCCCUGCACCGCCCAUCUACUGAGUCAGCGAACGACGACGUGCGGCCUCCGCUCAGCCGCCCAGCUCCGGCCUACUUCCCUUGUCGCCGCCCUUUACUAGCCUCUCUCUGUCUCCCUCGCAGUUUAUAUCCAUUAAAUUUUGGCGUAUCAACAUCUAGGGGAGGAAAACAUUCCCAAGUUUACUGUGAUUGUGGCUCAGAAAAAUCAUCACACAAAGUUAUUUCAAGCUGGCGGUGCCAACAAUAAUGUCCCACCAGGGACUAUCGUGGACACUGGAAUUGUGCACCCAAGGAACUAUGAUUUCUAUCUGUGCUCUCAUGCUGGGAUGAUUGGAACUUCUAGGCCAGCACACUAUCAUGUCCUAGUUGAUGAAAUUGAUUUCUCUCCUGAUGACUUACAAAACCUUAUCCAUUCCUUAUCUUACGUGUACCAAAGGAGCACAACUGCAAUUUCAAUAGUUGCUCCAAUAUGUUAUGCCCAUCUUGCUGCAUAUCAAAUGGGCCAGUUCAUCAAGUUUGAGGAUUUAUCAGAUACUUCUUCAGGACAGAAAACUGUUACUUCUUCGGGUAUCAUUCCUGUUCCAGAUCUCCCUAAGUUGCAUGACAAUGUUAAGGGAUCUAUGUUCUUUUGCUGAGGUGUUGUGGAUAGCUUUUGGCGGACAUAUUUUGACUUUCAUUUUGACACAAGAAAAGGUCUUUGAAAACGUACAUAUUACAUAGACGGGGAAAACGACAGAUGGGUUCUUUAGGUGAGUAGUGAAAUAGGAAAUACUCGAAAUAAUAGUUUAGUUGAGUUGUGGACUCUUUGAGAUGCACAGUGCUUUCAACAAAUAGUUAACUUUAUGUUUAGGAAUUAAGUUAUCUGAACAAUCGGUUACCCAAGAAAAGUUUUAACCAUAUAAUCUUGCUACCUACGUCCUCAGUCUUCAAAGUACCAAGUCUUGAGUUCAACUAACAGAUCAAGCUAUUACAAUAGACUUUUCCAAAUGCUCUAUUCCAUCGGUGCCAACCUCACCAAUACAAAUGAUAUAGAAGUUUAAGUACAAUAAUACACCCUCUCGUAAGAUGAUGAAUACAAAAUAAAAACCUAGAGAGAAAUGCACACAAAUGAAUAAUCACAAUCUUCGCUCAUGUGUUUGAAAAGAUUUACACUAGAAAAGAAUUUGGAACACUUUUAGCUAGCUUAAUAGUAAUAUAUCUGAUAGAAGCUUACACACCCCAUUUGGAAAAAAGCAAUUAACUACAAAAAAAAUGUGGUUCAACUUGUGGUUUUGAAGCCAUGAAUUUAUUCUGAAGGAAACAGAGUUCAUAGCCUCUUUUCAUUUUCUAUGUUUUUCAGCCAUGUUUAUAUGUUUAGCUUGUUUGGACUCUUGAACUCACAAUCACCAAAGGGGCUGAUGCUUAAUGGUUGUCAAUUUCUAUCUUAAAUGUCACUAUUUUUUAGGUAAGUUCAAUA
This is a messenger RNA of Humulus lupulus (European hop), 1583 nucleotides long. RefSeq names its product protein argonaute 4B-like. NCBI's taxonomy places the organism in Eukaryota, Viridiplantae, Streptophyta, Magnoliopsida, Rosales, Cannabaceae. Gene Ontology annotation, cellular component: cytoplasm. The record is from RefSeq and is a predicted model, not a curated record. The transcript is spliced from 6 exons. Gene Ontology annotation, molecular function: nucleic acid binding. Gene Ontology annotation, biological process: regulatory ncRNA-mediated post-transcriptional gene silencing. The coding region runs from base 454 to 762 and encodes 102 amino acids.